Molecule: messenger RNA, 1674 nt
Organism: Trypanosoma grayi
Lineage: Eukaryota; Euglenozoa; Kinetoplastea; Trypanosomatida; Trypanosomatidae
Product: aminopeptidase
Exons: 1
Coding region: 1-1674 (557 amino acids)
Biological process (GO): proteolysis
Cellular component (GO): cytoplasm
Molecular function (GO): metalloaminopeptidase activity; manganese ion binding
Source: RefSeq, a predicted model, not a curated record
AUGUCCUCCGUGUACAAGCGACAGCGCACCGAUUCGGUGUAUGAGGAACGUAAUGUCUCGGAGUUCGUUAAGAGUUGCGUCGAGUUCCGUUCCAACGUCACGUUCCACACCACCGUGGAGGGGAAGCAGCUGGCGAAUGAGGUCCUGCAAGGUGCCCCACAGCGGUCACUGCGCGUCCUUCUUCUUGGCAGCCAGAAGCAGUUGAGCGACAAGGAGAGGAUGGCCGCCUUUUUCCCCUAUUACAGCAAGGCGGUGGAGACUGCGGUCGAUGUCGCCCCCAGUGGCAAGGCCUACGUGGCGGAUAUUACGCCACAUGUGCGUGUUCUUGUUGGCACGGUGCCCACCAAGGCGUCGCGCCACAACUGCCCGCUACGCCCAGAUGUCAUCUCCAGCAUCGUGAAGGAAGCCCUCGCCCACGUCCGCGAGGAGGAAGACGGGAAAAAAGUCCACACGGGACUUGACAUCUACUGCUGUGAGUCACAGAAUGAGCUGUGUGUUGCCGCCGCCAUUGCACGCGCGGCGAAUCGCAACUUCUCUGCAAAGCGUGGUCGCGCAGAGCGUGGCUAUUUAUCGCGUGGCCCCACUGUUCGCGUCGUAUUCGCGCCCAACACGGCGAAGCGCAGUCUCGCGGAGGCGGAGAAAGACUUCACGUGCGGCAGUCGGCACGCGCUCGAUGUGGCGGCCUUGGUGGUGCAGCUGUGCCAACGUCUUGUGGACGCGCCGGCAAACCUGCUCGAUACCACCACCUUCGCGGAGAUUGCUUCCGGCCAUGUGGCGAGCCUGUGCGCUAUGGGCAGAAACGCCUCUAUCGACAUCCUCAGUGGCGAGGAGCUGCGGGAACGUGGCUACGGUGGCAUCUACGGCGUCGGCAAAGCAGCGGAGUUCCCACCGCAUCUUGUGACGCUAUCGUAUCAGCCACAAAACGGCAUCGAGCCGCAGGAGAAGUUGGCAUUUGUCGGCAAGGGUAUCGUGUACGACACGGGCGGUCUCGCGAUCAAGUCUGCGUCGAAUAUGUGUUCCAUGAAGCACGACAUGGGCGGCGCGGCGGCAACCUUCUGCGGCUUCCUUGGCCUGGCACUGCUUGAGGCGCCGCAACAGGUCUCCGCGGUGUUGUGUCUCGCCGACAACGCCGUCGGCCCGCGCUCGCAGCGCAACGAUGACAUUGUGCGCAUGAAGUCCGGUUACACGGUUGAGAUCAACAACACCGACGCAGAGGGGCGGCUCGUGUUGGGGGAUGGCGUGUACCACGCCUCCGCCCUGCUACCGUACACACCAGACGUGAUUGUCGACAUGGCCACAUUGACAGGCGCGCAGGGCAUUGCGACUGGCCGCCGCCACGCCGCACUCUAUGCUAACUCGGAGGAGAUCGAGGGCCGUAUGGUGCGGGCGAGUCGCAAAUGUGGUGACCUCUGCUUUCCCAUCGUGUACUGCCCGGAGUUCCACGCCAGUGAGUUCAGCAGUGGCGUCGCGGACUCCCGCAACAGUGUGGCGAACCGCGGUAACGCCUCGGCGAGCUGUGCGGCGUACUUCGUCGGCAACCACAUCGACAGUAAAUUCAAGGGUGCCUGGGCGCAUGUGGACAUGGCGUCGCCCGUCGGCCAAGAUGACCCAACUGGGUUUGGCGUGGCGCUGCUCCUGCAGGCCUUUGCUUCGUCAAUCUACUGCGCCGAAUAG